Peromyscus leucopus (white-footed mouse) is the source of this 2796-nucleotide messenger RNA. Its product is annotated as pregnancy-specific glycoprotein 22-like. NCBI's taxonomy places the organism in Eukaryota, Metazoa, Chordata, Mammalia, Rodentia, Cricetidae. Gene Ontology annotation, cellular component: external side of plasma membrane. The record is from RefSeq and is a predicted model, not a curated record. The coding region runs from base 183 to 1610 and encodes 475 amino acids. Gene Ontology annotation, biological process: T cell activation. The transcript has 5 exons.
AGAGUGGAAGGGACAGAGCAGUGCCUUGUAUAGAGACCCCAUCACCCACAGAUCAUUGGAUUCUGUGAUGUGCUCCUGCCUUGGAGUACACACACCUCAGAGGAAGGAAGGACAGCCAAACUUGGUGCCUGAACCAGUGCUGAAGCUCCUCUUAGAGGGAAGAAAGCACAGUGAGAAGAGAGAUGGAGGUGUCAUUUCUGAUUCCAUGCAAGGGCUGCACCCCCUGGCAGGGGCUUCUUCUCACAGCCUCCCUUUUCACCUGCUGGCAUCUGUCCACCACUGCCCAAGUCACCAUUGAAUCAGUGCCGCCCCAAGUGGUUGAAGGAGAAAACGUCCUUCUACAUGUCAACAAUCUGCCAGAGAAUCUCCUAGCUUUCUCCUGGUACAAGGAGGUGAGGAAUAUGAACCUCAGAAUUGCACUAUUUGCACUGAACACAAAUCAAAUUGUGAUGGGGCCUGAACACACUGACAGAGAAACAGUGUACAGCAAUGGAUCCCUGUGGCUGAAAAAUGUCACCAAGAAGGACACAGGAUUCUAUACCCUACAAACAGUGAAUAGAGCUGGAAAAAUUGUGUCUACAACAACCAUGUACUUCCAUGUGUACGCUUCCCUUUACACCUGUGGGCACCCUCCCCCCUCUGCCCAGCCCACUAUUGAAUCAGUGCCACCCAGAGUUGCUGAAGGGGGAAGUGUUCUUCUGCUUGUUCACAAUCUCCCAGAGAAUAUUCAAGCUCUUUACUGGUACAAAGGGGUGAUUGCACACAAGAAGUUUGAGGUUGCCCGACACCUAAGACAAAUAGAUUCAAGUUUGCAGGGGCCUGCGCACAGUGGUAGAGAAGCAUUGUUCAGCAAUGGAUCACUCCUGCUCUACAAUGUCAUCUGUAAGGACACUGGAUUCUACACCCUACGAACUCUGACUACAGAUCUAAAAGCUGAAGUAGCCCAUGUGCAACUCCAGGUGAACACCUCCGUUUCCACAUGCUCUAACUCUCCAACCUCCACACAAGUCACAAUUGAAUCAGUGCCUCAGUAUGUUGCUGAAGGAAAAAGCGUUCUUUUCCUAGCUCAUAAUCUGCCAGAAGAUCUUCAAGAAUUUUACUGGUACAAAUCAGUGUAUAGGACAGACAUCUUUAAAAUUGCAGAAUACAACAAAGCCAUCGAUUCCACCAUCUGGGGGCUUGCACACAGCCAAAGAGAAAUGGUGUACACCAAUGGAUCCCUGCUGAUCGAGGGCAUCACUGAAAAAGAUGCAGGAUUGUACAUGCUAGAAACUUUGAACAAAGAUUACAAAAUUGAAAAAGCAUUUGUGCAACUCCAUGUGAAGAAGCCUGUGUCACAGCCCUUAUUGCGAGUCAUUGACACCACAGUCACAGAACAGAGCUCUGUGAUCUUCACUUGCUUCUCAGCUGACCCUGGAGUCUCCAUCCAUUGGAUCUUCAAUAACCAGAAUCUGCAGCUCACAGAGAGGAUGACUCUGUCCCCCAAAAAUUGCCAACUCAGCAUAGAUCCUGUCAGGAGAGAGGAUGCUGGAGAGUACAAGUGUGAGGUCUCCAACCAAGUCAGUUCAAUGACCAGUCUCCCAGUCAGCCUGGUUGUGAAGAAUGAGUGACCUCCCCUCUCAUCCUAUAAGAGAGUGCUGGCAUUUCUUUAUCAAUGCCGCACAACAAGGAGAAAAGUUAUGUGGUAAAAAUAUUGUCAGUUACCAGUCAGGUACAGCCAGCAUGGUGACUCAAGCUUAUAAUCCUGGGAUAAAUGUGCACAUGGACUGGCCAGAACAUAAAAAGAGACUCAGUUUCUAAAGGGGAAAAGCAACCAUAAAUAUAGUAAACAGAACUGCAAAGGACUUAAGAGCUUUAGGCUUUUCGAUCAACUAUAUAGCCAGUUCUUAGAGUCUAUGGAAACUAAUUUCAGGAUCCCCAAACUUCUGGAUGCUCUUAGUCCCUGUUAAAAUUGUGCAGUCUUUGCAUAGAGAUAAACAUCCUCUCAUAAGCUCAUGUAGUUUCACGUAGUACCAAUGCUUCCUCGAUACCAAUCAUCCAUGUGAAGUGAGGAGUGGUGACAGGAUAAGUGACUGCACAAGUUUAUCUGUGGACAUAACUGAUUCCUAAGUAGUUUUGGUGCUCAGUUUGUUUGAUACACAGAUGUAAAAUCCAUGGUGUAAGGAUCAAGUGGACUGUUUCUAUCCUGACACUGGCAUUCACAUUGAAAACUUGUUCAUGAUUAUUUUCCUUGUAUAUAUAUAUAAAGACAUAGGUGGGAUUUUCCACUUUUAUUUUUCUGAGGUGCACUGAUGAGUGGCAUUAAGCACAUUCAUAUUCCCAUGUGAACAUCACUAUUGUCCAUUUGGAAGGCAUUUCUAAACCUAUAUCCCAUCUACUUCUGUCUCUAGGCAUAAGAAAAACAGAAUAUCUAGUUAUUUGUGAUAAAUAUUAGUUUAUUGAAGAACAGACCAGGUGGGUGUGUUUGCUUACCAGUUCCAGAAACUUCUGUAGAAUCUUUAUUAUUUUCUCCAAAUAAGUUCAUGUCAUCUGCAGAUAUAUGUGACAGUUGAUUGAUGGGUUACCUUUCAGGUCUUUGUUUUUCCUAAUUGUUCUUUCUAAGACUCCUAGGGUAACACUAAAGAGAAGUGGCCACAGCAGCAUCCUUGUGUCAAUCCUGGUCAUAGAGGGAAAGCUGUCAGUGUCCCCGCUGAGUACAGUUUACUGUGGGUUUCCAUGUGUUCUUCUAUACACUGGCCUGCCCAGUACACCUUGUUUGGCUGUUUUCAUCAUUAAAAACUGUUAACUUUUGUCAAA